UCUCUUUCAACAUGGCGCAAGCUAAAAGCGAAACAGCGCCUUCAAUCUCCGGCUCAGAGUUCUCAACGAACGGCGCACUGAUCCAAGAGGCAGGGGGAUCGACUUCGGAAAUGGACAAGCUCCGGAAUGGUGGUGAGGAAGAGGAAGAAGAGGAGGAAGUGGAAUUGGCUGAGGAAGUGGAUGAGGACAUUGGAAUGAUGGGCGAAGACAUGGCUGGAGGAGAUUCGAACUCCAUCAAUGGAAUCCCAGCUGCUAUGGGCCCACAGGAGAGAGUGAACGAGUCGGACAAGCCGGACAAAGAAACCGAGGAGGAUGAUAAAGAGAGUGCCUCAACAGAGGUAGAGGGAGCAGGACACCUGGAUCGAGAUAAACAGCCCAGCGCCGAAGAGCCCACAGAAACACCUGAAAAGGCUCCCCCAGAACAGACAGGAGAACCAGAACCAUCACCGCAACCACAACCAGCCAGAGAGCCGGAGUCAAUACAAGAACCAGAGCCCACAGCUGAACAGGAUGCUUUAUGUGAGCAAGAAGCGAGAGUUGAACUGGAGCAGCAGCAGCCACAUGAUGGGUUGGAAGAAGCCACUGAACAGCCCUUGAAGAAGGAGGUGGAGGAAAAAAAGUCUGAAUCACAUGCAGAUGAACAGAAUAAGGAAGAAGAAAAGGAGGAGAUCAAGACGGCUGAAAUUCAAGGAUCUACAAGCGAGGCAAGUACUGUCUACACAGUCACUGAGCUGGUAGAGAAAUGUGAAGAAAAAGUUCAGGAAGUGGAGCAGGUUAAAUCUUAUGUUGUUGAGCAUAUGGAAGCAAUGCAGGAUACCGUGCAGGAUCAAGAGGUUAAGGGGGCACACGAGCAAUCAACUGCAGCCAUUGUUGAAGAGUUGGCAGCGAGCGAACUGGCAGCUGUACUGCAAGCGGCACAAACGCAGCCAACAGGAUUGACCAAUGACAAGGUACAGGCACAGGUUGAUGUUGUGCAGCCAGCAGAAACAGAGGUAAUCCCUCCGCCAGAGAGCAGGACAACUACAGGCCUAGAGGCCACAGAGCCUACUGGUAAAGAUGACGAAUGUGGGCCAGAACAUGUGGCAGCUACAGAGGAGUCAGAGAAGGAUGAGUCUGACAUGGCUGUUGAGACAACAGAGAUGUUUCAGGUUGAAAGUGGGGAGGAAAUACAGGAGAGCGUGGAGGAGAGCAGCCCCGAGACAGAUGGAACAGUGCCACCACAGCAUCCUGAUGCUGAGGAACCAGAGGUGCCUGAACCCACUCCAGCACCGCUGCCAGCACCAGAUGUGCAAGAACCAGCGGUGCCUGACACUGACACAGCUCCAGGAGUGACAGAACAGCUGGAAACGUCAGAUGCACAUGAACCAGAGGGAACCAUCGCUACCACACCACCACCACCACCACCAGUCUCCACAUCACCACCACCAGAGCCCACCACUGAGAAAACGGAUACAGAACAGCAAGAUGCAGAAGCUGUGACAGCAGAGAGUGAGGAUAUAGGACUUGAGUUACUGGAGGAGGGUGUAGAGCUGGAAGAGGUUGAGCAGGAAGCUGAAACUGAGCCUGUAGGGAGAGUAGAGGAUGUGGAAUCUGCACAGACGUCAAAGAAAGAGCCGGUGGAGAGUGUAGAGGUGGGGGAGGUAGAGCAGGAGGUAGUGGUACAGACAGCUGAAAGUGAACCUGUAGAGAGAGUAGUGGAUGUGGAAUCUGCACAGACGUCGAAAGAAGAGCCGGUGGAGGGUGUAGGGGAGAGUGAGGACAAAAUGAAGACAACUGAUGAUGAACCCAUGCAGAGUGUUGAGAAGGGAGAGACUAUCAAGACACCAGAGGAGAUGCCUGUGCAGACGAUGGAGGAGGAAGUGUCCAAGGAAGAGCGUGUGAAAGAGGAAGAGGUGCGCACGGAGAUCUCAUUAUCUGGGCAGCCGCAGUCAGAGCAGCAGCCACCGGCUACUACUACUGAAGAGGAUCAGGCAGGAGCUUUAGCAGAGGGGGCGGGUAGGGACGCAGAGCCAAAGCGUGUCAGUCCGGUGGAUUUGCCGGCGUCGGUAGAGGGAGGACAGCAGGUGGUGGACGAGCCUAAAGAGGUUACCCGGGAUGAGCCUGCCCCUGCAGAGAGGGAGGAGGCAGCGCAGGAGGGAUGGAGCAGAGAGGGAACACGGCAGCCAAUCACGGUCGUGACAGUCGAGCAGGCAACUGCGGAGGGAGGUGCCGACAGGAAGGAAGAGCCAGUGCAGGCCGCUGACAAGCAGCCCACUGCGGCACCCGAGGAGGAGGGGAGGAGGAAGAUAGACGAGCUGAAGAAAGCCAUCCUAAAGGCAAGAGACGAGUCGAGGAGGAGGAGCCGGGUGACGGAGACGCCACAGGAAGACACCGUGCCCUCGUGGGUGCGUGCAAGACGCAAGUCGGAGGAACAGGAGCGCAAAGACGCCUCAGGUGAAGGAACCGUAACAGCUACCUCUCCAGCAGCAGUAGCAGAGGCUCCAGCUCCAACACCACCACCCCCCCUAGCAACGCCACCACCACCACCACCCCUAGCAACACCAGCACCACCCCCACCACCGGCAGCACCAGCACCAACGGCUCCUCCAUCACCCGUGACUUCUACUGCCACCACCACCGCCACUAGAAUCCCCUUCAGAGAUAAGCAGGUCAGAUUUGAGAACGGGUUGCCCGGGCCAGAGAUUGCCGUGCUGACCAUCAGAAGGCCGACCCAGAGACCAAAGAGAAAGGAGGCUAAUCAAAACCUGAUAGAGAAGGAGAAAGAGAAGGGGAAAGACAACGAAAAGGACGAGAAGAGCCAAACAGAGAAAAAAAAGGAGGCCCCCAAGAAGGCAGUGAGGAUGGAGAGCCCUUUACCUCAGGAGGAUGAGCAAGACUCAAGCGCAAGUUCUGAUUCCCAGGACUAUGAGAUCUCCCUCUAUGUCAAGGCAGGCAGUGAUGGUGAGAGCAUUGGAAACUGUCCAUUCUCCCAGAGGCUGUUUAUGAUCCUGUGGCUUAAGGGAGUCAUUUUCAACGUCACCACUGUUGACCUCAAGAGGAAACCAGCUGACCUGCAGGACCUUGCCCCAGGCACUAACCCACCAUUCAUGACCUUCAACGGGGAGGUCAAGGUCGACGUGAACAAAAUCGAGGAGUUUCUGGAGGAGAAGCUCACACCCCCUCGAUACCCUAGACUGGCGGCUAAACACCCCGAGUCCAACACAGCUGGGAUCGAUGUCUUUGCCAAAUUUUCUGCCUAUAUCAAGAACCCACGCAAAGAUGCCAACGACGGUUUGGAAAAGGCUCUGCUGAAGUCACUUAAGCGCCUGGAUGAGUUCUUGCAGACCCCGAUGCCAGAAGAAGUGGACGCCAACAGCACAGAGGAGCAGGGAGAGUCCACCCGCAGCUUCUUGGAUGGGCCUGACCUCACACUUGCGGACUGCAACCUGCUGCCCAAACUACACAUCAUCAAGGUGGUGGCCAGAAAGUACCGCGGUUUUGAGAUUCCAGCCGACAUGACGGGUGUGUGGCGCUACCUGAACCGCGCCUACGAGAGGGAGGAGUUCACUAACACCUGCCCUGCCGAACGAGAAAUUGAGUUUGCCUAUCUGGAUGUCGCCAAGAAGAUUAAGUAGAUUGUGUGUGUGUGUGUGUGUGUGCAUGUGUGUGUGUGUGUGUGUGUGUUAUGUAUGUCUGUUUAUGUAUUUUACAGAAAGGUAGAGAUCUAAAAGACAAAGAAUAAGAAAAAAGAGGUGGCAAAAGGACAUGUGUUUAUGCCUAUAUGUGCAUGUUUGUGUGUGUGUGCCUGCAUGUGUGCGUGUGUGUGCAUGUGUGAGUGCGUGCGUGUGUGUGCUGAUGAGUAUGUCUGUGGAUGUGUGUGUGUGUGUGUGCACUCCCCGGUGGUGUUGCAUUGUACUCAUACAGUAUAUAAGUUGUUGGACCCUGAUAUAUCAGGACAUCCAUAGAAUGUGUUGAGUCAGUCAGAGUUUCUUUUAACCAAUGGCAGGGCCAGGAUCCAGUAGAACCAAUGACAUGCUAGCCAUACUGUAUUCCUACACUAAGUUCAUAUACUCAGUACCAAUAGAUAUCCCUUAUAUUGUAUUUCUCAUUGUAUAAACACUAUGGCCUUGAGAGCAGUUAAAGCAAAUGUACCUUUCAAUCAUGCAUUAGAAAAUCAUGCCGUCUACUUCUGCCAUGUAUCUCUGUCUCUUUUAUUUCAUCUAUGAUGAUUCUUUCCUGUUUUUUCUUUUCUUUUGAAGGUAGAAAUAUCAACUAUAAACAUUUUAGAACUCUCAAAAUAUGAAAGGUUGUUUCAGGUCAUGACCUCGGUAGUUUGACCUCUUGCAUUUUCUACACACACGUUUUGUAAAAGCAAAUUGAUGUGUAUUUACAUUUACAGACUACAUUAAUGACCAUAAUGAGAUCCACUGUUGUAAUUUCCUGUACUCUCUUUUGUAUUGAAUGCCAUUGUCUGGAAGAUCUCAGUGACUCCUCACUCUUAUCUCCCGCCUCAGGUCUAUCUCUAAAGACUAAAUCCUUCAGCUAAUUUCUUGUGUGUUGAUUGUUUUUUUUUUUUGUUGCAUUGAUGACCUGGCAGUGUUAACAUUUGGAUGCUUUGUAAACGGAGUGAACGCCUUAUCAAUCCCCUGAGAGGAGACCUAAUUAAAGUUGAUUGAAAAACGUGA
This is a messenger RNA of Alosa sapidissima (American shad), 4664 nucleotides long. RefSeq names its product chloride intracellular channel protein 4. The transcript is spliced from 6 exons. The coding region runs from base 12 to 3614 and encodes 1200 amino acids. Lineage: Eukaryota; Metazoa; Chordata; Actinopteri; Clupeiformes; Clupeidae. The record is from RefSeq and is a predicted model, not a curated record.